GAAAAUGAUCGUGUCCUUCUGUAAGGGGAGCAUCCUGUUUGUCGUUCUUGUUUGGUUACAUCUUUUAGCAAAAACCGUGCAGGGACGAGAUGCGACAGCAAGUGGUGACGCGGAUAUGCCUAUCGAACGGCGGCUUCUGGUUCAAGAGGAAGUUAGCAUGCCCAUUUUUGAACCACCGAAACAAGCAGGUGCUCCUCAAGAAGAAAAACCACUGCAACAGCAGGACCAAGCGCAGGAGGAGGACCCCGCAGUGCAACAUCAAGAACAAGCGGAACAACAAGCUCUUUCCGAUAAUCAACAACAGACGAGAAAGACAUCAGAAGACGUGGGUGAAUCACAGGCAGGAGGAGGCGUCGAAUCACAGGCAGAAGGUGCCGCUCGAAAUGCACACGCAGAUGCACCUGUUCAUCAGGAACUGCAUGUAGAUAUAGCUGUUGGAGGAACAGGAGAGGCACGUCAGGUCGUUUCUGCUGGACAAGACCAGGAGGCUGGACUGAUUGCCGAAAAAGCGAAGGUGGAGGCAGACGCUGCUGUCAAUAUUAGGGACAAAGUCAAAAUGAUGAGAAGACUAUAAUCUAUUGCGUUUUAUUUGAAGAGCGAUUAAGGGAAGAUUUCUCUCUCCCUACAACUAUGUUGGAGGCUUUUAGUUGUAUUUUAUUUUUGCGGGGGAAAACAACUACUAGUACGCGUAUUACUAGUUGUACUUACAGCUGCGACCAACAUCCUGCUUGGAGUGGUUGUGCUCCUGUUUUCUUCUUCUACCCUCUAAUUCGGUGACCGGCGUGGCAGCACUUGGACAGACUCAGCGGAGUGGUGCAGCAUCUGUAUAUGAGUGGUUCACUACGCUUCUUCAGUAAUAAAAGUCGUAUUUACGUCAGUAAAAAAGAAAGUUGUUCGCUCUACUAGUACUACGAGAUAUUAUUGAUAUUGGACGAGCCUUCUUCAACAUCAUCUUCUAAUCCUGAGUGAGGAAAGUGCGUGAGAUUGACCCGGUGAUUCUUGAUCCGAACGGACGGGACUUCUUAAUGAGCAAAGAGCUCAUGCUCAUAGCGUUCUACGAUUUAGUUAUGGCCUCAGAGUCAAAGGAGAACUUAAGGAAAUGAAGUUGUAGAAUGUAGCUCUAGCUGUAAAUUGAUGAGAUAUUUUUUGUACGAGGGAAGAUGAAAGAAGAAUAACACCGGAAGAAACAAACUGCAUCUAAUUAAAUUAUCACAACUACCGCAUAAAUGGGUCUACACUACGACUACUACUACUACUACCCCGCCGGAGGUCUUGGCCUACAAAAAAGACAGGACCCUCAGCCUUGAACCUAGUCGUGGUCGAUUGCCUAUUCUUAAUUCUUAAUACAUCAGCUAGUACAUCAGGGGGUAGGAGUAGGAGAUAGCCUAUUCUUCAUCUUCCUUGCUGGAAGAUAAAGGAGAUGUCACAGUCACGAGGACUUCCUUUCCUCCUAGCCAAGAACAGAUGAAACAAGAAACCCUAGACAACUAGACCCUAAUAAAGCCACUUCAUUUCUAAUUUGCUUCUUCUUCUUGAGACGCCGAGACCGUCUUCUAGUUGUUCAUUUCACCGAUUAGACUUGAACCUAAAGCAAAUUUAUUGGCCGUUAAAAGGAGGUAGUUGACUGUCAACAUCAUUGUCAGACAUCAUGGUUUUACUCAAGAAGUUGAUUAACUACUAUCUACUUUCAUAUAUCCCAAUUGUGGUGCUGGGACUGACUGUGCUGAUUUUUUUGACCGAUAUGAACAAAUUGCGACACGGUUGCCUGGCAUACCUACGAUGAAAAUCGACCUCUCGCCUGCGGCUACGAGAACUAUAGUACUAUGAUCUAUUCCUAUCUAGAGCUCCUAUCGUCAGGAAAUCUUAGGCAGAUUGCCGAGGAGAUUCGCAUCGUCAGAGCUCUAGCGUGGUCUACUAUAAAUGAUUGCAAUUGCAGUUCUUGUUACGAGAAAAUUGGUAUGAAAUUGUGAAUAGCUGCCCGUGGUACUGGUACUGCUGAUGAAUUAGUAUAAUAAGAGAAUAUAUUAUUUUUAAUGAGGAUUAUACUUUUCAGGUAGAAAAUAAUGCGUUUGGAGUUGUUAGUGGUCAGCCUGCAGGGGGUGUCUCGGUGGCUAAGAACCCAGAUGGUACCUUUACCGCUGGAGAAUGGCAGUUGCGAGUGCUAUUUCGAGAAGAUGGAGCGUCUCAAUUAAUUUAUGCCUACGUUUCUAUCUUAGGCAGAUUACCGAAUAGAUUCGCAUCAUCGCCUUCCUCUUCUACAGUAAUUUUAGAAUAGCAUCCUAUAUCAAAAUCAAUAUAAUAUCCUGCUAAUUAAAUUCUUCAAUACCCCACGAAUGGGAAAUGGUACACUAAAACUACUACUAUCCUAAGUACAACACUAGAUACAUCAGCGUUUGUAAUUGGGCAGGUAGGUAUGAUAAAAACUACACGGCUACUUGUUUCUUGUCGGAAGGUCAUCCACGCAUGCAUCAAGGACAUCUUCUGCGGAGCUGCACCAGCUAUACUUUGAUGAUAUUGAUUGUGGGCGAGCCAAUUGCUCUCCUAUCCAAAUCAAAAAAUCAUCAAGCGUCAAAAUGAGGAAACAACAUGUGUCGCUAGAAGUAAAAGAUGGGCGCUUCGUUCCGCCACUCCAACAUUGCAUAUGCAAUGUACCGCUUUUAUUAGACGAUUAGGUCCACUACCACUGACAUUGUCUUAUUUUUGUAUUCCUGCUGCCAACUACAAGACGAAAAGAGUUCAUCUUCUAACUCGAUUAUGGCUAAUAUGUACUUCUACCGCUGAACAAGUAUGAUCCCCAUGCAACGCCAUCCUUGCCUCCUUUUUCAACAGGAAAAAGGACUCAGGGACGGGCUCAAGGAUGCGACGUGGCAGCUCUAACUCAUGGCGAAAAAAGUGCUUACGGAAGACGCUACUGGAACAAGCAAAGAAACGCUCGCGUUGUCCCGCGAUGUACGCGCCGCAGUGAAUACUCUAAAAUCUGGCUAUUACAAUUAGGGGUGUGGCGGGAUAUCUACCAUCUGACUCGUCCAAAGCGACUUAUCUGCAAAGCGACUCAAAUGUUGUAGUGCAUAAUCUUAAUCUUCAUGAAUAUUUUCUUGAACUACUUCCAAGAAUCUUCAGUAAAGGGUCGACGUGACGACACGAUUCAUAUUUCUGGUAAAAAGUAAAAAAAAAAGACCUGCUACAAAUAUACCUCUACGUCCACGUGGGCAAGAAAGUGAU
Molecule: messenger RNA, 3222 nt
Organism: Amoebophrya sp. A25
Lineage: Eukaryota; Dinophyceae; Syndiniales; Amoebophryaceae
Source: the annotation of a GenBank genome assembly